UUGAGGAAAUGGAACAAAACAUAGUGUGGGUUGAUUUGGAAAUGACUGGACUUGAUAUAAAUAAAGAUCAUAUCAUCGAGAUGGCUUGUAUUGUUACUGACGGACAAUUAAAUAUCGUUGAAGAAGGUCCUGACAUCGUGAUCAAACAACCUGACGAUCUUCUGGAUAGUAUGGAUGAAUGGUGCACGAAACAUCAUGGUGAAUCAGGUUUGACUGCGGCUGUUAAAAAUUCUCAAAUUUCAAUACAAGAAUGCGAACAAACAAUGUUGGACUUUAUAACGAAGCACACAAAAAAGGGGAAAUCAUGCUUAGCGGGUAAUUCUGUUCAUUGUGACAAAGAGUUCUUAAAUAAGUACAUGCCGAACUUUAUGGCGCAACUACAUUAUCGUAUUAUCGAUGUCAGUAGUAUGAAAGAACUUGCAAAGCGUUGGUAUCCUGAGGUAAUUGAUAACUCACCAACUAAAUUGUUUAGCCAUCGUGCUUUACAAGAUGUCAAGGAAAGUAUCAAAGAGCUGCAGUACUACAGAAAAAGAAUAUUUAAAAAUUGAAUUUAAACUUAUGUUUAUGUAAACUGUUCAGGUUAUUCUGAAAACAUUUUUCAGAUAUUGAUUUUAGUUGUUUUUAUAUCACAAAUUUCUAAGUGCAACAAAAAAACCGCCAAUCUAUAUGUUGCAAAAUUCAUUAUAAACCAGCCGAUGUCGUAAAAUUCACGUUGAUGCGUACAUACUACCACGGUGUCUGCGGUCUACAUUAGUUUUUGUACUUUACCCAAUUUGUUAUGGGGCCAUGAUGUACCUGCGACAAAUGUAAAUUUAUAUAUCUUUUGAAAUACUUUCUCGGUAGUCAUGAAACUUUGUAACUAUUGGUCUAUAUAUAACGGAUAUUUUUAGAUGGACUAAGGAAGCUGUUGUCACAUGAUAUUUGUUGUUAACUCAACAUUAGAGCUUGUACA
Messenger RNA from Hydractinia symbiolongicarpus, 952 nucleotides. RefSeq names its product oligoribonuclease, mitochondrial-like. The record is from RefSeq and is a predicted model, not a curated record. Gene Ontology annotation, molecular function: 3'-5'-RNA exonuclease activity; nucleic acid binding. Gene Ontology annotation, cellular component: mitochondrion. The transcript has 2 exons. NCBI's taxonomy places the organism in Eukaryota, Metazoa, Cnidaria, Hydrozoa, Anthoathecata, Hydractiniidae. The coding region runs from base 9 to 548 and encodes 179 amino acids.